AUGCUUUUAUUUUUAAUCGCUGGUUUUGACACAACAUCUAAUGCACUGGCUUGGUUUAUUCAUUUCCUGAGUAAAUAUCCGCGAGUGCAACAAAAAAUCAAAGCAGAAUUAAUAGAUAUCUGUAAUAAUCAAACGUUGUCUGUGAAUCAACUUGAUUCUUUGACUUAUUUGGAUUGUGUUAUCAAUGAAACAUUACGCUUUUUUCCACCUGUCAAUGGUACCGUUCGUACGUUAACUGCUGACGAUCGUCUCCCUGGAAGUGGUGUUCAGUUGUAUAAAGGUGACUCAGUACUAAUUCCAUUUCAUAAUUUAUCACAUGAUACUCGAUUAUGGUCUAUCGACCCUAAUAUAUUCUAUCCAGAAAGAUUCUUAGGCGAAGAUAAAAGUCAUAAUCCGUAUGCAUUGAUUCCAUUCGGUAAUGGUCACCGUCAAUGUAUAGGACAGGAUUUGGCACGGUUUGAACUCAAAGUCAUUGCAGCAAGAAUGAUGCAACAGGUCACAUUUGGUGAUGGUGGACCUGAUGUCAACUCCGGUGGUCAUGUGACAAGACUUGUCACCGCACCAAAACAUGUUGGUGUUACUAUCGAAUUCGUCUAA
Molecule: messenger RNA, 597 nt
Organism: Rotaria sp. Silwood1
Lineage: Eukaryota; Metazoa; Rotifera; Eurotatoria; Philodinida; Philodinidae
Source: the annotation of a GenBank genome assembly